UCGUAGAUACUGCUGAGAUUAUGUGUUCUGUCAGACGAGAUGGACAAUUUCUCUUGGAUGGGAAAAUACAUAAUAUGGGUGAGGAGACAGCGGCGUUUAAGAUCGCCGUCAAUCCAGUUAAUCACGUAUUAGACGUGCUGGUAGUAGCUGAGAUAAUUAAUUCUGAAAAGAAAGAUAUAAUGAUAUCAUGGAACAAAAUUUGGAAUAACGAGUCGGAUGUUUACUUGUUUGAUAAAGAUUACAAAUUAUUGGGACAAUAUAAUAAUGAAAUUACUCGGUAUCUGGCAAGGACGAUAAAUCCCCUACUUUAUGGCGGUGCCUGUCCUUAUGAAAGGACAGAAAUCGAUCACUGGAUAUCCUGUGCCCUAGUAUUGCAAAAUAAACAAAUAAACAAGGAGCUUUUAAACUAUUUGAAUGAUGUGUUAAUAGCACGGACAUGGCUGGUCACCAAAAGAUUAACAUUGGCUGAUAUUCAUGUGUUUUGCGCUUUGCAUCGUCACGAAUAUAUAAAAUCAUAUGCAAAAGAUUAUUGUAACAUUACUAGAUGGUACAAGCAUAUGGAAUCGCUUCCUGUUUUCAAUAAUGCAAUAUCUAUGAUUGCAAAAAAUUGUUCUUCAACUUCGAAACCAAAAGAUGUAAGUUCACAAAAAGAAAAAUCUGAUGCCAAGCAGACGAAAACAAGGAAACAAGAGGGCAAAUUUAUUGAUCUUCCUGGAGCAGAAAUGGGCAAAGUAGUAGUAAGAUUUCCACCAGAAGCAAGUGGCUACCUGCACAUUGGCCAUGCCAAAGCAGCUCUUUUAAAUCAGUAUUAUGCUGAGACUUUUCAAGGACAACUUAUCAUGAGAUUUGAUGAUACAAAUCCAGCGAAGGAGACUAUAGAAUUUGAGGAAGCUAUAUUGGAAGAUUUAAAAUUACUGCAAAUUAAACCUGACCGUUUUACGCAUACUUCGGAUUACUUUCACAUAUUAGAAGAUUAUUGUACUACACUAAUUAAGGAUGGAAAGGCAUACCUGGAUUGUACCCCGGCGAAUCUUAUGAAAGAACAACGGGAUAAAAGAUUGAAAUCUGAAUAUCGAGAUCUCUCCUCUUCCGAAAAUCUGAAAUUGUGGGAAGAAAUGAAACGUGGUACCAAGAUGGGCCAAGAAUAUUGUGUCAGAGCAAAGAUUGAUUAUCAGUCAACAAACGGAUGUAUGCGCGAUCCUACAAUUUACCGUUGCAAAUUAGAAUCUCAUCCACGUACUGGAAACAAAUACAAGGUAUAUCCUACGUAUGAUUUUGCCUGUCCAAUUGUUGAUGUUAUCGAGAAUGUUACUCACACUCUACGAACAACAGAGUAUCACGAUAGAGAUGCUCAAUUUUAUUGGAUAAUCGAAGCUUUGGGACUGCGUCGCCCGUACAUUUGGGAAUAUUCACGGUUAAACAUGACUUAUACGGUUUUAUCUAAACGAAAAUUAACUUGGUUUGUAAAUGAAGGUCUAGUCGAUGGCUGGGACGAUCCACGCUUUCCGACAGUGAGAGGCAUUCUAAGACGAGGAAUGACAGUCGAGGGUCUGAAACAAUUCAUCAUCGCACAAGGUAGUUCGAAAUCUGUAGUCUUUAUGGAAUGGGACAAAAUAUGGGCUUUUAAUAAAAAAGUCAUUGAUCCAGUUGCGAUUAGGUAUACUGCACUGAAUUAUAAUGAACUAAUAUCGGUUAAUGUAAUAGAUGCUAAAGAAGAGUGGUUGAUUGUGCAAAAUCAUCCUAAAGAUUCAUCUAAAGGUACCAAACAAGUGCGCGUAGGCUCGAAAAUUUUGAUAGAAAAGGAAGAUGCUGAAAGAUUAAUUGAAGGACAGAAUGCGACCUUUAUUAAUUGGGGUAACAUAAUGAUACAAAAGAUAAAUAAAUAUAAUGGCAAUAUAAUAGAUGUGCAAGCACGAUUGAAUCUAGAGGACAAAAAUUAUAAAAAUACUUUGAAGAUCACGUGGCUGGCUGAAUCAUUACCUACAUCUGAUUCAAAUGCAGAAAAGUCAAAUCCAAUAAAAUGUUACGCUGUUUAUUUUAAUCACAUUAUGAGCGUACCGGUUUUGGGCAAGGACGACGAUUUUAAAAACUUUGUUGCUAAAAAUACAAGAAAAGAAAUUCGAAUGCUGGGUGAAGUAGAAUUGAAACGCGUGAAAAAGGGAGAGAUAAUUCAGCUUCAGAGGAAGGGAUUUUUUAUUUGUGAUAUUCCGUAUGAAUCUAGUUCUUAUUCGACACGGGAACCACCUAUUGUAUUGUUCCAUAUACCUGAUGGGCAUACGACAACACCUUAUAUGACACCUGUGGUAUCUAAUAAUCAACAGGAAAGUAAAGUGCAACAUAUGAAAACUCUUGAUAUAAUAUAUAGAAAUCCUUUAGAAAAAAUAGAAGAAGCAAUAGUUAAAUACGAUAAAACCAUAAUAUUAGAUCCUUCUUGGAAGGACAAGAUUCAAAGUCUUAUGAAAGAAUUAGGACUAAUAAUACCUUAUGAUGCAGUUAAUGGAACGCUUAGAAUUUCAACAGAUUCAAUGAUGUAUCCACUAUACUUAAAAGAGAAAAACGAAGAAUAUGUAGACGAAGUAUAUACUGAUAUAGAAGAUUAUUUUCAGAGAUUAAUGGAUAUGCAUUUCUAUAGAAUGUUAUUGCUAUUGUCGGUUUACAAUUUGAUAUUUAAAGAUCCAGACACCGACGAUCCAUUGGUAUGCAUGUCUGUAGCCAUAAAGGCACAAUUCGAUAAAGUGCAGUUUUUAAAGAAUUUAAAAGCUGAUAAGAGCAAAAUCGUUCAAGAAGAGAAAAUACUCUCAGACUUGAAAAAAAAUUAUAAGAUAAUGAAUGGUCAGGAUUGGAAACCUGAGCUUUCUGAAUCUAAUGGUACUGAAAGCAAUGUAUACUCAGAUCAAAAGGUAGAUCCAGAAAUAGAAGAAAUAUUUGAAAGAUAUAAGAAACAAGGUCAUACAAAAGAAUAUAUUUUGUAUAUGGUGGAUAUUCAAAAAAGCAUAUAUGAAUAUCUUAGAAUAGCGAAGGAAAGUAUGUUUAACAAAAGAUGUUGGACAUAUGGACAAACUGGACCAACAGAAGAUUUUGGAGCUUAUCUUAAAACAAGAACAAAGCUACUAUUCGAAAAAAUAAAAAAGCAGAGUGACGAAGUACGAGAUCUAAAAAAUUCAGAAGCCGACAAGAGCAUUAUUGAGAAAGAAGUAAAGGUUCUCUUGACAUUAAAAAGUGACUAUAAAAUUGUGAGUGGUAAGGAUUGGAAAUUGGCUGACACUAAAGUUGCUAGUACUGAAAGCAAAAUAAAGUCAGGAAAUCAAGAAAUUUCGGAAGCGGAGAAAAUAUCCGAGGAAAUAAAGAAGCAAGGCGACAAAGUACGAAAUUUAAAAAGCUCGAAAGCUGACAAGAGCAUUAUUGAUCAAGAAGUGAAAGUUCUUUUAAGCUUGAAAAGUGACUAUAAAAAUGCGAUCGGUCAGGAUUGGAAACCAGCUGAUAUUAAAGUUGCUAGUAUUGAAAGCAAGAUAAAGCCAGAAAACCAAGACAUUUCAGAAGCGGAGAAAAUAUCCGAAGAAAUAAAGAAGCAAGGCGACAAAGUAAGAAAUUUAAAAAGCUCGAAGGCUGGCAAGAGCAUUAUUGAUCAAGAAGUGAAAGUUCUCUUAAGCUUGAAAAGUGACUAUAAAAAUACGACUGGUCAGGAUUGGAAAUCAACUGAUACUAAAGUUGUUAGUACUGAAAGCAAGAUAAAGCCAGAAAACCAAGACAUUUCAGAAGCGGAGAAAAUAUCCGAAGAAAUAAAGAAGCAAGGCGACAAAGUAAGAAAUUUAAAAAGCUCGAAAGCUGGCAAGAGCAUUAUUGAUCAAGAAGUGAAGGUUCUCUUAAGCUUGAAAAGUGACUAUAAAAAUGCGACUGGUCAGGAUUGGAAACCAACUGAUACUAAAGUUGCUAGUACUGAAAGCAAGAUAAAGCCAGGAAACGAAGAAAUUUCAGAAGCAGAGAAGAUAUCCGAAGAAAUAAAGAAGCAGGGUGACAAAGUACGAAAUAUAAAAAGUUCAAAAGCUGAAAAGAGCAUUAUUGAUCAAGAAGUGAAGGUUCUCUUAAGUUUGAAAAGUGAUUAUAAAAAUGCGACUGGUCAGGAUUGGAAACCAGCUGAUACUAAAGUUGCUAGUACUGAAAGCAAAAUAAAGCCAGGAAACCAAGACAUUUCAGAAGCAGAGAAGAUAUCCGAAGAAAUAAAGAAGCAGGGUGACAAAGUACGAAAUCUAAAAAGCUCGAAAGCUGACAAGAGCAUUAUUGAUCAAGAAGUGAAGGUUCUCUUAAGCUUGAAAAGUGAUUAUAAAAAUACGACUGGUCAAGAUUGGAAACCAGUUGAUACUAAAGUUACUGAAAGCAAGUUAAAGUCAGAAAACCAAGAAAUUUCAGAAGCAGAGAAGAUAUCCGAAGAAAUAAAGAAGCAGGGUGACAAAGUACGAAAUCUAAAAAGUUCAAAAGCUGAAAAGAGCAUUAUUGAUCAAGAAGUGAAGAUUCUAUUAAGUUUGAAAAGUGACUAUAAAAGUCUGACUGGUCAAGAUUGGAAGCCCGUGAAUUCGGAUGCGGUAUCAAAAAAAGAAAAGCAAAAUAUUUCUAAGCUUGAAAAGACGCUGGAGAAAGAAGUUGCAAAAAACGCGAACAAUAAGGACUCUGAUUCAAACAAAACAGGCACUAGAUUAGGAUUGGAAGCGAAGAAAGAGGAGAACUUUACUGAUUGGUAUUCGCAAGUUAUUACGAAAAGCGGAAUGAUUGAAUAUUAUGACGUGUCAGGAUGUUAUAUUCUUCGUCCGUGGAGUUUCUCGAUUUGGAAGAUAAUAAAAGAGUUCAUCGACAAAGAGAUAACGGACACUGGUGUUCAAGAAUGUUACUUCCCGAUCUUCGUUACUCGUAGCGUAUUAGAAAAAGAAAAGGCGCACAUAGCAGACUUUGCGCCGGAAGUCGCGUGGGUAACGAAAUAUGGUGAAACUGAUUUGGCGGAACCUAUAGCUAUACGACCCACUUCGGAGACUAUUAUGUAUCCAGCUUAUGCCAAAUGGCUGAGGUCAGACACUGAGUUACCACUUAGGCUCAAUCAAUGGAAUAAUGUUGUGAGAUGGGAAUUUAAAGAUCCUAAACCUUUCUUACGCACCAGAGAAUUUUUAUGGCAGGAGGGCCAUACCGCGUUUGCUACUAAGGCAGAAGCAGAGGCGGAAGUAUUAAUGAUUUUAGACUUAUAUGCUAGGGUGUACGAGGAUUUGUUAGCGGUACCCGUCAUUAAAGGUCGCAAGACUGAAAAGGAGAAAUUCGCGGGUGGCGAAUAUACCACUACCGUCGAAGCGUUUAUUCCGAUUAAUGGUCGCGCAAUACAGGGAGCGACAAGCCAUUAUUUAGGACAAAACUUUUCGAAGAUGUUUAAUAUUCAAGUAGAAGGUAUCGCGGGCCGAGAAGAAAAGACGUUUGUCUAUCAAAAUUCAUGGGGUUUAACCACACGAACGAUUGGAGUCAUGAUAAUGGUACACGGAGAUGAUCGAGGUUUAGUAUUGCCUCCAAAUGUAGCACCUAUACAAAUCAUUGUGAUUCCCUGCGGUAUAGCCGUGAACAUGGAUGAACACACAAAAGAGAAUAUUCUAAAGAAAUGUGAUUGGCUAGUUCGUCAUUUGGGUCAAGAGGGUAAAUUUAGAGUGAAAAGUGAUUGUAGACUUAAUCGAACACCUGGAUGGAAAUUCAACCACUGGGAGCUAAAAGGCGUGCCAAUAAGGCUUGAAGUGGGUCCAAAGGAUUUGUUGAAAAAUCAAGUAACAGUUGUACGAAGAGAUAACUUUCAGCGAACAACUAUCGAAAUAUGCAACGAUAACAUAAUUACUCCAUUAACUUCAAUAUUGAAUGAUGUACAAAAGCAAUUAUUAUCGAGAGCGAGAAGUAAGUUAAACGAGCAUAUUAAAAAAGUAGAAAAGUGGGGUGAUUUUAACCCCGAGCUUAAUAAAAAGAAUUUGUUAUUGGCACCUUUUUGUGGAGAUCCGGCAUGUGAAGAUAAGAUUAAGGAGGAUAGUAAGGAAGAUAGAAGUGAAAGCGCAGAAAGUGGAUCAUUAAUGGGCGCCAAGAGUCUGUGUAUACCAUUUGAUCAGCCAGAAAUGAUAAGACCACUCAAUGAACUAAAAUGUAUUCACCAUAGUUGCAAAAAUAAGCCGAAGUUCUAUACACUUUUCGGACGUAGUUAUUAAUGCAUCUACAUAAAAGGCUCUUACGCAACCGUUCAUCUGGCAGAAUAUAUCGAUGGAGCGAGCUCGAAAAAGAUGCGUCUGGCU
Messenger RNA from Trachymyrmex septentrionalis, 6299 nucleotides. RefSeq names its product bifunctional glutamate/proline--tRNA ligase (gene GluProRS). Lineage: Eukaryota; Metazoa; Arthropoda; Insecta; Hymenoptera; Formicidae. The transcript is spliced from 15 exons. Gene Ontology annotation, biological process: translation; glutamyl-tRNA aminoacylation; prolyl-tRNA aminoacylation. The record is from RefSeq and is a predicted model, not a curated record. Gene Ontology annotation, cellular component: cytoplasm; aminoacyl-tRNA synthetase multienzyme complex. The coding region runs from base 21 to 6215 and encodes 2064 amino acids. Gene Ontology annotation, molecular function: glutamate-tRNA ligase activity; proline-tRNA ligase activity; ATP binding.